CCAUCAUUCACCUUAAUUCAAGCAUAUUCUGCCCUUUCUGCCCUUCUUUUGACUACCUGCAUCGCCUGCGCGUGGCCCUUUGUUUGGUGAUUCCAACCUGCGCUGUGGGGAUGCGCACGUGACUCCGUUUGGUGCCUUUCACAAUCUCCUUCUCGAAAUGACCUUUCCGAGGCCGAUUAUACUUAUACUUCCCCCCUUUCGAUUGAAAUCACCAAGUCGACUCUUGCCGCCUGGACGUAUGCUAAGCAUUUCUCCUUGAUGGUCAAGGGAGUGUGCAUCAUCGCUUCGGAAAAGACUUUGCAGACAUGCCUGAAGAAGUGGGUGCCGAAAACUACCAAGACAUCUUUCAUUGGGCGGAGACCCAGAAAGAUGGCGCCAUUCCUUCGUUUGCUGUUCGUAAGAACGAUCCCUAUGAGUAUUUGAGCGGUUUCAACAACAGCUUUGAAUCAGAAGCCAUACCAGGAACCAUUCCCCAGGGCCAGAACAGUCCCAGAUGCGUUCGCUUUGGUCUAUACACAGAACAGAUGACGGCGUCAGCGUUCGUCGCUCCUCGCCACUCGAAUAAGAAAUCUUGGCUUUAUAGAGUCCGCCCAGCUGUGGCACAUCAAGGUUUUACGGACAUGCCAGACAAUCCGGACACUGAGGCAAAUUUCCUUCCUCUCAACCCUCGCGUGCAUGUGUCGCCACAGCAGGUUGCCUGGUUGCCUUUUGAAAUUCCAGCUGGUUCGGACGUAGACUUCGUCUCCGGUUUGAAGACUGUUGCAGGCUCUGGGGAUCCCAGUCUCCGCGAAGGCAUUGCCACACAUGUCUACAUGGCCAAUAAGAGCAUGGACAAAAGAGCUUUUGUGAACUCUGAUGGGGACUUUCUUAUUGUCCCCCAACAAGGCAGCUUAGAUAUUCAAACCGAAUUUGGACCACUCUUUGUUCAACCUGGGGAGAUUGUUGUCAUACAACGCGGCCAACGAUUCCGUGUAGAGCUGCCGGACGGUCCUUCCCGCGGUUACAUCUUAGAGAUCUGGGGAGCAAACUUCGAGCUGCCAGAGCUCGGCCCACUCGGCGCCAAUGGGCUUGCGAAUGCCAGGGACUUCUUACAUCCGAAGGCACAGUACGAAGUGAAGAAGGAGAAAUGGGAAGUUGUUUAUAAGCUUAGCGGCAAAUUCUUCUACAGUACGCAAUAUCACUCGCCCUUUGAUGUUGUUGCUUGGCACGGGAACUAUGUCCCAUACAAAUAUGAUCUGACAAAGUUCGUGAAUAUCGGGUCAAUUUCCGUCGAUCACAUCGACCCGUCAAUCUUCUGCGUCCUUACCGCGAAGUCUCGUGACCCAAUCGCGCCUUUGGCCGACUUCCUGAUCUUCUCUCCACGCUGGGAUGUUGCAUCUCACACCUACCGGCCACCAUAUUACCAUCGGAAUGUUGCCUCCGAGCUUAUGGGGCUCAUCUAUGGAGAGUACGGCGGCCGCUCAGAUGAAUUUCAACCUGGCGGUGUUUCCUUUGAAUGCGGCAUGGUACCUCAUGGAGUCGCUUAUGCAGAAUUCAAAGAAGCUUCUGCAAGCCCGCCGCCCCUGAUGCAGAUAUCUAAGGGAGCUAUUGCUAUCAUGUUUGAGUCGAGCCGGCCUUUUACUAUUACUGAUUGGGCUUGGUCUAGCGACAAGAAGCACGAACAUGACCCCAAAAUGUGGGAUGACCUGGUUGACAAUUUCUCAACACAUGCAAAGGAAGUUGAGCAGAUGUUGCAGAAUGAGACGAGCCAGGCGCUCAAAGCUAAGAAUAGAAAUUGAAUUGGUUUUGGAUAUGAGCGGGACUUGGGGAACAUGGGCCGUAUUUCAUUGUAGCUAGC
This is a messenger RNA of Mollisia scopiformis, 1837 nucleotides long. RefSeq names its product homogentisate 1,2-dioxygenase-like protein. Bases 306 to 1778 code for a protein of 490 amino acids. NCBI's taxonomy places the organism in Eukaryota, Fungi, Ascomycota, Leotiomycetes, Helotiales, Mollisiaceae. Gene Ontology annotation, cellular component: cytoplasm. The record is from RefSeq and is a predicted model, not a curated record. Gene Ontology annotation, biological process: L-phenylalanine catabolic process. Gene Ontology annotation, molecular function: homogentisate 1,2-dioxygenase activity. The transcript has 7 exons.